AUGGUGAUAGCUGUUAUGGCGGUAGUUGCUACGGUGUUACCUGUUGUAGUGAUUAUUGCUAUGGUGGUAGUUACGGCGUUAGUUGUUCUAGUGAUAGUUAUGGCGAUAGUUUGCUAUGAAGAUAGAUGUUAUGGUGAUAGUUGCUAUGGAGACAGUUGUUAUGGUCGUAGUUGUUAUAGCGAUAGUUGCUAUGGCGAUAGUUGUCAAGUCAAUAGCUGCUAUGGGGAUAGAUGUUAUGGUAUUAGUUGUUAUGGUUAUAGUUGCUAUGACGAUAAUUGUUACGAUGAUAGUUGCUAUGAUGUUAGUUGUAUUGAUAAAUUCUUUGAUAAUGGUGUCUGUGGUUCUGAUUGCUGUGGUGAUGGUUGCUGUGGUGAUGGUUGCUGUGGUGAUGGUUGCUCUUGGUGA
Octopus sinensis (East Asian common octopus) is the source of this 405-nucleotide messenger RNA. Its product is annotated as keratin-associated protein 5-3-like. The transcript has a single exon. The record is from RefSeq and is a predicted model, not a curated record. The coding region runs from base 1 to 405 and encodes 134 amino acids. NCBI's taxonomy places the organism in Eukaryota, Metazoa, Mollusca, Cephalopoda, Octopoda, Octopodidae.